AAUUUAUAGACUUGGGCAGAAUUACAUAAAUAUUAUGCCGAUUCAAGUGGUAUUUCUUUUUCCAUGCGCGUAAGAACGAUGUUGCGAUCCGUUUCAUUAGGUAAUCGUGUUCUGUCUCCUGUUUUUAAUGUUGCUCUUAUAUCCAAACACAUCACGUCCGUUGCUAACGAGUGUUCUUUGUCGUCUAAAUUUCUCUGAAUUUUUAGAAGUAAACCUUCUAAACGAUUAUACGAUCCUCUAGAAAAGAAGACAAACAUAAUGUAGAAUAACUGCGAGAAAAAUGUUAUUGUACAAUGGUAACGAGCGAAAUAUCUUCUAAAUGCCCGAAGAAAAAGAUAUCUUGGACGCUGAUGUUAACUGGUACACUGUACGUAACGUAUACACGUACUUGGAAUCUUCGAUAACUGUUUUCAAAUCUUUUUCAGUCUGUCGCAACUGUAAAACUUCAUCUUUCAAACCGCCGUCUACUUCGUCACGACAGAGUUCAAAGCCAGGACGAUAAGUGCGAUUUUCUAGUCUUGUUUCUACGCAUUUUAUCGAAUCAGUUUUAUGUGAGAGAGCAUCUUCCAACCGCACUAUUUCUUUUUGCAUGACUUCCAUUUCUUUUUCUAUCUGUAAAGUACAAUUAGAUAUGAAUUCUGCGUGAAUUACUCGAUCGCCGUAUUGUCCUAUUCCUGUAGAUACGGUUAUCCUGUAUACUUUACUUUGUGCUUCUGCCAUUCCAAUUCGUUGCGUGCUUUUUGUGUCUGAUGUAUUCUCUUUCGUAAACUGAAGUCCGUUACAUCCUGUUGAGCUUUAAUGUCGUUUCUUGCGCGUUCUCGCAUUACGUUCAUAGACUCGCGAAAAUUGUAUACGUCGCUCAAUUCGUUGUCGGCUAAAGUUUUCGAAUACUGGCAGUGUUCCAACCAAGCUUCGUAAGAUAUUGCACUGAAAACGAUGUUACUGUAUCUUUGCGUUCGUAUCAACGUACCGUACAGAAGUCUUACUCUUUCGGAACCCUUAACGCGUUUGGUUUAUAACUGAUGUUUGCGCAUGUACGGUCUAAAUUCAGAUUUUCUUUGUCUAUUUUUAUGGUCUCGGACUUGUCUUCGACAUCCAGUGCUAUUUUAAAUCUAACUUCCUCCAACAGAUUUAAUUUCUCCCAUGCAGAUUGAAUUCUACGGAAAAUCUCUAUUCGUAAACUUUGGAAUCGCCUUUACAUCGACGUCAACGAACAUGUAAUACCUAUCGGUCAGCGAUUGUUUAAUAUUCUCUAUGACGCAAAGUUCCUUUUUCAGUUCUGUGUCAGCUUCAUCGUACGUAAGCUCUGUUCCUCUACGACAGUCUCUCAUCGAAAUACAUUCUGCUGUUACUUGCAGAGGACAGUUCAAAGAUUCCAAUUCCUUCUCCGCGUCGCUUUUCUCAUCCUUCAAAAGACGAGUUUCCGAUAAGAGUUUGCUUAACAAAUUCUGAAGCAGUUCUCUCCACCUUGAUAAUUCUGUUAUCCUGCGAAUGUAAAUCUAAUAAUAUGAUAAAAGUAGAGCCUAUCUUAGAGGUAGGUAGAAUUAAACGGCAAUGUCCGUUACCUAUCCGCAAAUCGAGCAUUAUUCAUGUACGUAUCCCACAUGGUCUUCACCGUUGUCUCCGACCGAACAAUCUUCCCUGAAUUUCUCAAUGUAAAUGCUUCUGCACUUUCGGCAUCUGCACUUUGUUGAAGUUCCCAUUGGCUAGCAUACCAAUCUGCUAAUCCUAUAAAUAUCGAUAUAUUUUAUAAGAUGUUCUAGUAAUGAGAUGAAAAUCAUAGGAAAUUCUAAUUACCUAUAUGAGCUAGAGGUUUUUCAUAGGUUGUUACAGAUCUGUUAGCCAUAAUUUUCAAACAAUUUACCGUCUGUACAAAAUAAUACGACCGAAAUCCGGAAAAGUGUUUCAGUACUGGCAGUGACAACAAAGUCAUUAGAGGAUCACCAAAGCAACCGAAGUAGCAAACAAGUACAUUUCGAAUUCGAUAUCGAUUUAAUACUUUAUUAUAUUUCAUUCGUGUGUGCAUGUAUACAUUUUCUAUCUUGUGCUACUUUUAGUAUCGACGACGAAUAAUAUUACUAUAGAAUUGAGAAAAGUAGGAGUCUUCCUUACUACAGACAAGAAAAUUGAGAUCUGUUCUUCGAAGAGUAAAUCGUUUAUUUACAUUUACGUUUAUUUAGAUUUUAGACGUUUAAUACUCAUUAUUAAAAUGGAUCACAUAUUAUCCGAUUACUUUGAAGAUUAAAGCAGGCCGUAGUAAGUUACGUAAACAUAAGAAGUAUAAACAUUGUUGUACCAACUAAUGAAAAAGUAAAAUUGGCAAAGGGAAGAAAUCGGGGGUAAAUGUUCAACUGGCAGUUACAUCUGCUCGUGUACCUGAACUCGACCGAACGAAUCAGACAUCCAUUUUACGUUGAUAGUCGAGAAGUAAUCCUGUAAAGAGAUCCGUUGUACGCCUAAAAAGAUUGAUAUUUUGGAUUUCUUCCGUUCCUAGAAGUUACUUGGCCAGCGAACCGACACCGGUCCUUAACGCAUGGAACUCGAACCAUCGAUGCAGUCUGAACGAAUGGUACAUGAAAUAAUAAUCGUUACACGUUAAUACUUUCUAUAAUUAUUCAUUCUGUUCCUAUGAAAUGUCGCCAAUUCGUUUUCGCCGUUCUCGAGUAGGAGACACGCGUGUAACGACACGUGCCUCGCGAGCCUCGAAGAAAGUCGUUAUCCGAUAAGGAAGAAUCGUGGCCCUCGAAACCUUCGGCGCAUCGCCUGGCCUGUGGUAGGUACAUCGAGAAACUUCCGGAGCUUGCCAUCUUAACUUUCGAAAUCGAUCUUUCGUAUUGUCAAAGGAACUCCACUGUUCAGCGGAGAAUGAUUUUUAGGACUGUUAUCGAAACACUAUUAUAUAAAAAUAAAAUACCGCAGACGUGAAAUCGUUUGUAAGUACAGAAGGGGGAAGUCCACCUUCUUGGGGACCCCCACUCGAUCUUGCAUCAUGCGUAGUAGCCUCGCGACCGUUACAGUUUGAAUUUCUGUGUAACGGACAAAAGUCAGAAAUCUACCAAUAUAAUUUCCAAUGUGAUCAUUCGAGGCGCACGAUCGCGAGACUCGUAGGUGAAAUAAAGCUAAAAAAUUCUAGGAGAUUUAACGAUAGAGACGAUCUCGAGAAAGGAACCGAUUUGAAAUUGCAUGAAAUUAAAGUGAAUACCGGUGGCCUUCCUCUGCCGCGCUGGAUUGGAAGUUCCUGCUGCUUCGGCACGACUGCGCAAGAAGUUUGUAUUGCAGUUCCGAAUUGUUUACAGAGGAGUCGAGAGGAAACAGUUUGUAGAUAAGCGGGUACAUAAUACUCGGCUGAAAGUGUAUUAUUUCUGAUUUCAAUUCGAACGAAACCCGCAACGAAAAGUGAUAUUUUGUCGGUGGCUGAAAUAGUAUGCGAAGGUUGAGUAUGAAGAGUAAGCGUAGGAAGUCCGAAACGACCAGCGAAGAAGGUUCGGAGGAAAAUGGCGUCCCUCGUUCGACCGCCGAUGAAAGCGACGAAAUGAAGAAAGGAAAAGACGAUGAAUCUAUGGAUACGUCGCGCAGAAGUUCAACCAAGAAGCGACCAUCUCGGGGCAGGCAUAGCCUCAAAGGGAUCGACGACAAUGCGAAAGCCGACGAAGAGGACGCGCAGCCCGUUGUCGCCGAAGAGGAUGAAAACAAGAAUACCGGGAAGAGCAGAGGGAGUAAACGUUUUAAAAAGGACGACCCAAAGGCUUCUUCCUCGAUAAAGCACGAUGGAAAUCAAGAAGAGGAAUACGAGGUGGAAAAAAUUGUUGGACAACGUACGAGUAAAGGCAAACGACAAUUCUUAGUUAGAUGGAAAGGAUACGACGAAAGCUCCGACACGUGGGAGUUAGAGAAAGAUUUGAAUUGUUUACAACUGAUCGAAGAAUUCUUAGCCGAGGAGAUCGAGAACGAAGAAGACAAAUCUAAGAAAUCCGACGAUUCCCCAAAAGCAGGAAAAACUAAAUCUUUGAAGAUGGAUAAAAGGUCUAAGAAACCUAAAGUUAAUGCAAAAAAACAAAUUGAAAAUGACAAGGAAAUAACCUCCUCGGAUGAGAUCAAGAACGAUAAAGAUGAUCAAAAAGAGUUUGAAGUUGAAAAGAUUAUAGAAGUACAUUUCAAAAAAAACAAGACAAGGCAGUUUCUGAUUCGUUGGAAAGGAUUUUCGUCGGCGGACGACACAUGGGAACCGGAAGAAAACUUAAAUUGCCCCGAACUGAUAGAAAAGUUUAUGCAAAAAGUUGAAAAAGCUAAAACCACCGAGGUACGCGAACUCAGAGCAAAUCGUCCUCAUACGAAACGCUACACGUUAACGACACACGAGUAUGGACGAAGAUUAUCGCGUCGAAACAUGGAUAAGCAAAGAGCUACGUAUCAUGAAUGUGAUGAAUAAGUAAUCACAAACAUGUCAAGACAGACACAAUUUGUAGUGUUAAAAAAUAAUACUUCAAAACAGUAAAUAUAAGUGACUUUCUACCUAAUAAAAUUUUAAACUAAGACUACCGAUUAUAUGUAAUAUCGUUUGUGUGUGUCUUAAGUGCAUAUUACAUUGAUUUGUCUCUUGUACUAUGUGAAAUAUCAAUUAUGAACAUACGGUGUUUCGAUUCGUUUUUUAAAAUUUUAUAAAGUGUGCGUCACUAUUUAUACUAUAACGCAAAAAUUCUGUAGGUUACUAGUUCUUUAUACUUUUCAUAGUAUUUUUUGCAAUAUACUUUUAAACAUACAAGUAGUUCAAUAUGUGAUCUUGAACGUACUGAGAAGAAAAGAAAAUACUGUGUAACAUUUUUUUAAUCUACUUGACUGAAUGUUAUGCAUGUAUUAGAGAUUAGAAAGUUUUUAAAGCUAAAAUAAAUAUUUUAUUUUGGUGUAAAGUAUAUUUACUUUUACUCGUUUGAAAAGAAAAUUUGUAUUUAGUAAUUGCGCAAAAUCAGAUUAAGAUGUACAAUGUAUAAAAUGAUUUAUAAGUAACAGAAAGAUUUAAUAAAAUCGCCCCUGUUGUAAUACAAAAUUGCAUAGGUCAGAAUCAUACAAAUUUCAAUUAUUUCAUUUUGCUAUGCUUUCGAUGUGCUGCCAUAGAAAGUAUACUAUUGAUAAACAGUGCCAUUGUAAGAACAAGACUUAUACAUACAUACGAGUUUCAAAUAUUUCCACUUUUAAUCUGAAAAUAUUUUUAUUAUCGAUACACGUUAUACUUCUGUAAGUAUUAAGUUGUCAAAAAGGUGUAUUUAUUAUACUUUAAUGGUGACACUAUUGUUUUAAAUGAUACGGAUGUGAACGUAUGUAAUGAUGUAACAAAUGAAAAUGCAUUUACUGUUUUAUGUAUGAACAUUGAGCAACACAAUAAUUUGUUUCAAGAUAAAGCUAUAAUAAAAAACUAAACCUAUAAAAA
Molecule: messenger RNA, 5425 nt
Organism: Nomia melanderi (Alkali bee)
Lineage: Eukaryota; Metazoa; Arthropoda; Insecta; Hymenoptera; Halictidae
Source: RefSeq, a predicted model, not a curated record